This is a messenger RNA of Vespula pensylvanica (western yellowjacket), 4981 nucleotides long. RefSeq names its product formin-2. The transcript has 10 exons. The record is from RefSeq and is a predicted model, not a curated record. Gene Ontology annotation, molecular function: actin filament binding. Bases 1 to 4182 code for a protein of 1393 amino acids. Gene Ontology annotation, biological process: actin filament network formation; cortical actin cytoskeleton organization. Gene Ontology annotation, cellular component: cytoplasm; cytoskeleton. Lineage: Eukaryota; Metazoa; Arthropoda; Insecta; Hymenoptera; Vespidae.
AUGCAUCGGCCGCAGGACGCAGUCGCGGCUCAGGCGCGGCCUUGGGCGCCGAAGCUGCGCGACUUUUCUCGCCGCUGGAUCGAGUCUCUGAGAGCUCUCUACGGGGAAAACGGUGCUUCCUCGGUGUCCACCAUCCGUAAUCUCAUGGGUAAUUUACAAAGUGAUGGUAAGAAGAAAGGGAAGAAGGUAAGGGAUGUCGCAAAUGUUACAUAUCCGAGCGUCGACAUUCCUGAAUUUGCUGAUAUAGCAAAAAUCGAAGGAAAGAAAAGUUCAAAGAGUUUAGAAGAUGUGGCUAGUUUCGAGAUCGGCAAGAGCGCACACAUAUACAAAUCUUCCAUUGAGAAGUUACAAACUCCAGCUAAGAGACAAGCACCUAAACCACCGAUAGCCAAAUCUGAGGUCGGAAAGACAACGCCCGAUGUAAAAUCAAGUUCGCAAUCUCAACAUCAUGGGGAAUCAUCAGCUACAAAUAUUCCUCAUGAUGUUGAGAACGAGAUGAUCGAUAAAACACCUAGUGGAAUGUCUAGUAUCAUCAAUGGAACAGGCUCAACAUCGAAAGAACCGAGUAUUGGAACUAACACAACGCCGGUGAGCCUAACGAACCCAUCAUCUACGUUGCUGGUCACCGACUCCUGGCGUCUAGCCAACAAAGGUUUGCUAGUAGCCGAGAUAUCUGCACCGCUCAGUCAGGAAUCUUCCAGUGACAGUGUCUUUACCGAUCCAGAGGAAGCUCCAUUACCUGCGGAAACGCAAUGCGCUCCUAUUACUCCGUCUUCGACGGAUACACUGGUGGCUUCUGUCUCAUCACGCGAUGAUCACAGCGAUAAAAGAUCACCAUUUGCUGUCCUAAGGCAUAAGAAGAUUCAAUUACCUCCUACACCCUCGCAACUAAACAUCUCGCAAUCACCAGCCAGUGAUACUAGAAAGACACCACAUAGAAGACAUACCAUGUACGAAACUUCGCCUGAAAGUCAAGUACUUAGAAGAGUAGCAAAUUUGGUUUUAGAUCGUGCUAGUCUUGAUUCUAAAAUCAACGAGAAUGCAAAAGUUAUACCACGCAAGCUCGAUUACGGUCUUUAUAGUAAAUUCGAAGGAUUACGUUUGAUAGAAGUAUUGACGUCGGAGUUACCAGAACAUUUAAAAUCUCAACUGACAGAUGCGGAACGUGAAAAACUUGAUUUGGCUUUUUAUUCUCGUUUAGUAUCAACCGGUCUUCUUCGAUCAUUUUCAGAUAAAGAUAGCACAAGUAAUAUUUCACAUACGGUAUCUUCUGGUAAUCAUCGAAAUCAAUACGAUACAUUGUCCCCUACCGAAACUUUGAAACGAUUUAAAACAAACGAGGAUAUCGAAAGAUUGGAAAAGGAAUUGAUCGAUCUGAGGAACGAGAUUGAAAGAUUAAGAAAACAAAAUAAGGAUGUAUCUACGAUGGCACAGGACAAGUGUGUUCAAACAUCUCCAAAAAGUGUAUCGCCGACCGGUACAAGUGCAAGUUCGCCUUCAUCAAACGAUUACAAAAGUGCAUCAGCAGCGACGAGUGUUAGCGAUGGAGAGAGAGUCACGGUAAUCUCUCUCGACAGUUCACCCGUUUUGCCUAACAAAUCUGUCGUCUCUAGCCAAUCGAAGGAAUCUAAAGAAGAACCUGAAAUAACUAAUCUACGAAUGUUAUUGAAAGACGAGAGAUCGAAGAUUCAAAUUUCUACUCAAAAUUCACUUUCACCGGAUAACGAAGAUACUAAAAAUCAGGAGAGUAAUUUAUCUCAUACUGUGAAUGGAGAAAUCGUAAGUGAAACAUCUGAAAGAAAAAUGUCUGUUAAAACAGAAAUAAUUGAGUUAUCCAAAACCAAAUUAUCCUUGUCAAUUCUUACCGUCGAGGGUGUCGAAAGAACGGCCUUAGUGAAUGGAAAAGUGCAAGAAGAUACAUCACAGACCUGCUCUCCCCCACCAGCUCCACCUCCUCCUCCUCCUCCUCCUCCCCCUCCUCCACUACUACUACCACCUCCUCCGUUACUUUCGAUAGUAACGGAAUCUAAUAUUAAUUCUCAAUCGAAACAAGUUCCGGCGUUAUUAGCUACGUGUAUCUCACCACCAUUACCAUCUCCACCAUCCUCGUUAGAUUUACAAACUUUGUGUAUACCUCCACCUCCUCCUAUGCCAAGUACUACACAAGUACAAUUUUCACAACCACCACCUGCACCACCUCCAAUGCCAGGAUUGAUAGGACAAAGUUCUGUAUCUUCACCACCACCGCCACCACCACCACCACCACCUAUGCCUGCAAUUAGUGGACCUCCACCUCCUCCACCACCACCACCAAUGCCUGGAAUAAUUGGAUCACAACCUCCUCCACCACCACCAAUACCAGGAAUGUCAGGGCCAUCGCCACCUCCUCCUCCACUAAUGCCAGGCAUGACUGGACUACCACCGCCACCACCGCCACCACCACCAAUGCCAGGCAUGACUGGACCACCACCACCACCACCACCACCACCAAUGCCAGGCAUGACUGGACCACCACCACCUCCACCAAUGCCAGGAACAUCUGGACCACCACCACCUCCACCAAUGCCAGGAACAUCUGGACCACCACCACCACCAAUGCCAGGAACAUCUGGACCUCCAGCACCACCAAUGCCAGGAAUAACUGGACCACCACCACCACCAAUGCCAGGUAUGACUGGACCACCGCCACCACCUCCUCUAUUUUCUACCUCGAUCACGGGAGCAGGUCCUGGCUCAAAUGCAUCAGGACCACCGCCACCUCCACCACCAUUCGCUUCUACUCCAACUCCUUUACCUGCUCCUCCUAUUGGAGGCUGGAAUCCUCCUAGCAGAUCGACAUUGAGAAAACAACCUUUAAAUCCUGUAGUACCAAUGAAGCCACUCUACUGGACGAGAAUCUUAGCACCGAUGGCUGCUUCCAGUAUAGGAGAGUCUAUGACGUCUUUUUGGGCGGAAUUAGAAGAAGAAAAAGACCUCGAUAUCACAGAAUUUACAAAUUUAUUUUCACGCCAAGUCACUGAACGGAAACUUGCAAGAAAAGGGGAGGAUGUGGCUAAACCAUCGAAAGUGCAGCCAGCUAAGAUACUCGACUCAAAACGAUCGAAAACUGUUGGCAUUUUGGAAAAAAGUUUACACGUAGAUUUCACUGAAGUUGAAAAUGCUGUUUAUAAUCUGGAUACAAGUGUGAUCAGUCUCGAAGCACUACAACAAAUUUACGAAGUUAGAGCUACACAAAAAGAAUUAGACGAAAUAGUUGCUCACGAAGAAACUAAUUCAGAAGUUCCAUUGGAUCGUCCAGAGAUUUUUUUAAAACGAUUAGCAGGAAUAGAUCACUUCAGUGAAAGAAUGGCUUGUUUGGUGUUCCAAUCCGAAUUUCAAGAUGCUAUUUCAUCCGUUUCGAGCAAAUUGACGAAUUUAAAGACGAUUUGUGAUUACUUGAACAAUUCUAAUUCAUUGAAGAAGGUGAUGGCACUUAUAUUAACUUUAGGAAAUUAUAUGAACGGUGGUAACAUGAUGAGAGGACAGGCGGAUGGCUUUCAUUUGGAAAUUCUUGACAAAUUGAAGGAUGUUAAAUCUAAAGUACCGGGUAUUACUUUACUACAUUACAUCGUAAAAGCACGAUUAGCUCAGGAAAAGGAUUGUAAUUUUGAUGAACCAUUACCUUUGCCUGUACCUGAGCCAGCUGAUAUCAAAGCAGCUUCGACGAUAAACUUUGAAGAUAUUACGAAGGAACUUCAAAGGCUGGACGAUCAAUUGAAAGCUUGCAAAACAAAAUACGAAGCUGUGAUCGAAUCUAAUCCGCCUAAUGCUCGGGUAUUUAAAGAAAAUAUGAACGCUUUCUUUACCAGUGCCACGACGGAAUUAGAAAACGAAAAUAAAGCAUUAGUCGAGGCCAAAAAGAAAUUUAAAAUUGUUAUGCAAUUUUAUCAAUUCAUACCUAAGGGUGCAACUUUGGACACAGCUGAUCCUAAUCAAUUCUUUUCACUAUGGUUAAAUUUCUGUCAUGAUUUCAAGGAUAUAUGGAAGAAGGAACAGCAACGUCUAAGAAAAGAAAAAAUGGAACAAGAGAUUUGGAAGAGACUUGAAAGUAAGAGAAAUGUUCAAAGAAAAAAAUUAGAUCCUCAUGGAUUAAAAGCUAGGAUAUUAAAAAAAGAAAAACUUUCUAAGAAGUAUGACGCGUGAUAAUUUCAAUUAGAUAAAAGGAAAUGAAUUAAAUCGAUAUGAAAUAUCGGGUAGAAAAUUAAAAAAAAGAAAAAGAAAAAAAAAGAAAAACGAAUCAUAAGAGAAUAUUGAAAAUUAAAUAAUAAAUUAAAUCACAGAUAUAGUCGUAUAAAUAUAAUUUCAAUUAUGGCUCAAAAACAAUUCAUUUUGAAUGAAAUCGAUACUUUCUAUUUUUGUUGAAUAAUGUUAUAUUUAUAAUCUAUCUAUUAUUUUCCUUUUUUUUUUGUAUAAUCGUUUUGUCAAACAUAUUCCUAUUUCUUUAUUUAAAUUAUUUAUAUUUUGUCUUGAUUAAGCAUGUUACAUAUUUAUAUUUUUGUAUCUCAAUUAUUUAUUAAUAUUAUUUUUUUAUAAUUAUGAUAAAAUAUGGGUUCCGAUCAGUAUUCUCGUUGGAUUAAUUAAUUAAAUAAAUAUAUAAACUUUGUUAAAAAUUUGUAUAUAUAUAUAUAAAAAAAAAAAAACAAAAAAGAAAAAAAAGAAAAUAAAAAUAAAAAGUCGCAUCGGUAAAAUAUCCGUCCCGAUCUUGCGCUAUAGAACGCUAUAGAUCUUUACUGCGUCUCUUCAACGAUAAAUAACACAAUUAUCUGGUUAUUGAUUUAAUCGUUGUUAAUCAUAAUCCCAACGAUUUAUUAUAUGUUAAUCCGCACAUAGAGCUCACGCCUAAACACCGUGUUAAGUUUUUCUUACGAAUUUUAUAUAAACUGUUUAUUGUAGAGAGAGAUAUUGAUAAAAAAUGUUUAAUAAAAAAAACUUUGUAUAUUUA